Messenger RNA from Tetranychus urticae (two-spotted spider mite), 1345 nucleotides. RefSeq lists its product as uncharacterized. The record is from RefSeq and is a predicted model, not a curated record. NCBI's taxonomy places the organism in Eukaryota, Metazoa, Arthropoda, Arachnida, Trombidiformes, Tetranychidae.
CAAAUGCAAGUUUUAACUGGUAUAGACCGCCUUAUAUGGGAAACCUAAGUAAGUUACGCUGAUGUGAAGGAUUUCAAAACGUUAAUUAAUAGUUUGUAAUUUUUUUUACAAUUUUAUAAAUAGUUCAUGAAGCAGCUAUUAUUUAUUCACAUCAGUUUUGUUAUUAAUAUUGUGUUUUGCUGUUAAAAAGUUUGCUAUUGCGAGUAAAAUGAAUAUAUUUCAAUCAUUUGUAUGUAAAUCCAACAUUGGAUUACCAUUGAUGUUGAUCGCAAUGAUUUUAGGAUUCCCAUUAAGUCAAUCUGCACCAUUGGAAGAGGCCAAGUUGUUGCGACAAAUUGCUGAACAAUACAGUUCUCCAUUGGUUGUGUCAUUCCUACAUUCAAGGAUCCAGAAAAAUGAAGAAAUGAUCUCAAAAAUUAAAAGCUCUCUUAAAGAUUUGGAUCAAUUGAAAGUUGAUGUCUUCGAUUUGGCUGAAAAGACGCUUGAGUUAUUGGAUGAACAGUUGACCGCUCUGGAAAAGGCUGAUUACUUUGUGUUUAAUGGAACUGAAAAAGUAAAGUAUUUCAUUGAACAAUUCAUCAUGCAAAAUGAAAUGUAUCCAGUUGAGUUUGGUUCCUAUGGAGCAGUUAAAGUCGCUGUUACUCCUGAUGCUCUUUUGGAAGAAUUGCCAGAAAAGACGAGCUUUGAUCUGAUCAUUGAGACAAAUAGAUUGAUAAAAACAUACUUGACCGAUAUCGAUAAAAAAGAGCAAAGCUGUGAUAGCAAUCGAAUGCAAAAACUGGCUGCUUUCCUCGCUAGACGAGAGCUAAAAUUGUUGAAUAAUUAUGAGUAUCCACAAGGCAAGCACUCUAAUCUCAAUGAUGUUAAUGGUCCUCGUAAAGUUGCAGUUGCUAAAGUGUUAAGAAAAGUAAAGACAAUUGUUGACUUCUUUUACGCACAAUUCAGCUAUCUGUCUGAUCCAAAGUCAAGCAACGAAGUGAGUGAAAAUUCAACGGAAAAAGACAAAAAAACAGUAACACAGAGCACUACAACUGAAGAGUCUGACGUAAUAAUCGUUAAUGACCUAAUCAAUUUUAGAAGCUUGAGUCCAAGAAGUGGUAGAGGUGGGCGAACACAUUCAUUCCGUCAAUUUUAAUCGAUUGCUAAUCAGACGAUAUCCAGCUUUAGUUACAAACUUCAUUUGCAUUUUGUAGUGAAGUCGAUCUGUUAUAUUUACACACCUGUAAACUUUCGUCAGGUUUUGUCAUAAUUUUUCAUAACAUUGCCCAAUGAUGUCUCUGUUACCGAAAUCUUUGCUCAAAUCGUUUACGCGAUAAGUAAAUAAUAAAAGCAUUUCUUUUCAAUA